UAGACUCCCAGCGUCCUCUGCGAGGCUCAAGCGGUCUAGGUGGUAGGAGCACCGUGUCGGGGCAGAACGGCCGCUAAGGCCCUGGAGAACCGGCCCUGGCACAAUGGCAAAGUGUGAGGAGGCGCCUGAGGCCUUGAAGGACCAGCUGGACGUUGCGCGUGGCCUUGAAAAUCUGCCUGUGAGCGCCUGGCCCCCAGGGGCAGAGCCUGAGCCCUUUCAGUAUACUCCUGAUCAUGUAGCUGGGCCUGGAGCAGAUACAGAUCCCUCUCAAAUAACCUUUCCUGGAUGUGCUUGUCUCAAAACUCCCUGCCUCCCUGGUACUUGCUCCUGUCUCCGUCGUGAGAAUAACUAUGACGAUCAUUCAUGCCUCAGAGAUAUAGGAUCCGAAGCAAAGUGCGCUGAGCCAGUUUUCGAAUGCAAUGUCCUGUGCCAGUGCAGCGAGCGCUGCAGGAACAGAGUGGUCCAGUGGGGUCUGCAGUUCCACCUCCAGGUGUUCAAGACGGAUCACAAAGGCUGGGGACUUCGUACCCUGGACUUCAUACCAAAAGGACGAUUUGUCUGUGAAUAUGCCGGUGAGGUGUUAGGAAUCUCUGAAGUGCAGAGAAGAAUUCAGUUACAAACAAUACAUGAUUCGAAUUAUAUUAUAGCCAUCAGGGAGCAUGUCUGUAAUGGGCAGGUAAUGGAAACAUUUGUGGAUCCUGCCUCUAUAGGAAAUAUUGGAAGAUUCCUUAACCAUUCUUGUGAGCCAAACCUGUUGAUGAUUCCUGUCCGAAUCGACUCGAUGGUACCAAAGUUGGCACUUUUUGCAGCCAGAGACAUUCUGCCAGAAGAAGAACUCUCUUAUGACUAUUCAGGAAGAUUUCUUAAUCUGAUGAAUAGUGAAGACAAAGAAAGGUUAGAUAACGGGAAAUUAAGAAAACCUUGUUAUUGUGGUGCCAGAUCAUGUGCUGCGUUCCUGCCCUAUGACAGCUCCCUGUACUGCCCCUCAGAAAAGCCAAACACGAGUGAGGAAGGAAGAGCAUAGGAGAAAUGUGUCUGGCCUCGCAGUGGAAGAGAAUGAGAAGGAUCCAAGCUUGUUGACUCAGCCCUUCCUGGGUUCCCUUCUUAUAAGCAAGUUACCCUCGAGGUUGGUCCCUGCUCUCCAGAAAGCAGCUCACUCAUCCCUUAGUCUACAGGAGCCCAGUGGUUGCCUGGCUGCAUAAGUUUAAUUUGGGAAUGUGGCAUAGACUACAGAUUGUCCAGCAACACUCUCUCCCUUCCUAUCAGAAUUCUCAGUUAUUAGCUGGGUAUGUGACUAUCGAGAACAUAGUAAGUACUCUACAUGCAAACAUUCAGGUUGCAAACUGUCAAAGAUGCAGACAUGCAUUCCAUCAGCGUCAGGUGUAAGCGAAGCCGCAGCUUGCCCUCCAUCUCCUGUUGCUGACGAUGCUUCAGCUCUACCAUCAUUCACCUCCUUUAGUCAGUAACUGUCCUUGCCUGUUCACUCAGCCAGCCCCUGUAUGCCAGCUAUUGUACUGCACUAAUGUACUUUUCCAGGUACUGUACUGUAAGAUUAAAAAUGUUUUCUUUUGUGUGUAUGUUUGUUUUUUAUGUAUUUGUGUGAAAAGUAUUAUAAACCUACCACAGUACAGUACUGUAUAGUCAAUUGUUUUAGUUGGGUGUGUGCUCAGUUAUGUCCAACUCUUUGUGACCCCAUGGACUGUAGCCCGCCAGGCUCCUCUGUCCAUGGAAUUUUCCAGGCAAGAAUUCUGGAGUGGGUUGCCAUUUCCUCCUCCAGGGGAUCUUCCUGACCCAGGGAUCAAACCUGAGUCUCCUGUGUCUCUUGGAUUGGCAAACGGAUUCUUUAUCACUAACACCACUUGGGAAGCUCGUGUUAGUUGGGUACCUAGGCUAACUUUGUUGGACUUAAUGAACAAAUUGGACUUAUUAACAUGCUCUUGGAACAGAACUCAUUCAUAUAUUACUGUACUCAUUCUUCCUAGUUAGACGUGUCUAAGGGACUAUGUUGCAGUUAGUGGAAUAUGAGGGAAAAUGUGUCCUUAAAUUGAGACAUCCUUCCCUUACCCACCGCUUUUUUCUUCUUGGCUGUAAGGUAUACAUGAUAACUGGAGCUGGAGCAUGCAUCCUAGUCCCCUAAAUGAAAAGGAAACCACACACAGCAAAGCAGCAACACUGAAAGGAGUCUGGGGAUGGUAUAUUGUGCAGUGCUCUGUACCAAUCUUGAUCUGACCCCUCUGGACUUUUAGGUGUGAAAUAGUCUUUCCAUCAUUGAUGCUACUGUUAUUUUGAAUUUUCCAGUACUAGCACCAAACCUAAUCAAUGAUCCAAGGACGCUAUGACUAUAUACCUAAGCCUUGCUUUACAAUCCAUUUUAUCAGUAAUAAAGCUGAUAUUUUCAUUUCUGUCUGACUCCUGCAUUUUAUUUCUCAUUUGUUGCUGAACAAAUCAAGGAAAAGGACAUGAUUGAUUAUCACCUACUAAAACCCUAACGAUCACCACCAACAAUGAAAACUAUAACCAUGAGGAUGACUUCCAUGUGUAUAACCAAAAGUCAUAAAAGGAAACAAACUAAAAAUUUUGCUAUAUACCAUGGCUAUACUGGAAAACUUGUGAAGUUAUGCCUCAGAACUUCAAACAGCUUCACUCCGUAUUUUAACAACAUGAAAAUAACACUGUCCACACCACUGAAGGUGGUGGAAAUUUUAUAAUUGCAUUUAAACUUCUGGAGAGGCAAACAUCUCUAACUUCCUUCCUUAAAGCAAGUGUUUGCUUCCUUAAAGCAAAAACAAAGCUACUGUGACGGUUUAUUAGACUUUUUGAAAGCUAAAAUGAUUACUUGGGCCCUAUAAUUUUUCUUGUACAUUUAAACUCUACCACCAAGAGACUGAGCUUUAAAAGGUAUAUCAUAAGGUCCCAUAUUAUAUAUAACAUUGUACUCCUGUAUAUCAUAAAAAGGAUUGUACAUUUAAGUGAAUGAAAUGUAUGGUAUGUGCAUUAUAUCUCAAUGAAACUGUUAAAGUAAUAACUAUGUUACAGUGUGCAUAUCCAUAUAACAUCAUCAGGAAUGAUUCCCUGUGAACAAAUGACACUAUAUACACAUAAAAUGCCCUAAACUACAAACAUACAAAUCUGUUCUAAAAGAGAACAGAUUUUUUCCUCCAAACUAAUCAUUUCUUCAUACCAACCUUCCUCUGUAACUCUGUUUCCUUUGAAGCAGUCCUGCUUUUUGUAAGGCAGCUUGUAACCUGAACUUUAAAAUGGCCUUUCAAGUGCUUCAAGUAAAUGAGCUACUUAAGAAGCAAUAAGGAGAGACUCCUCUGGUUGUCCAGGUUAAGAUUCCAUGCUUCCACUGCAGGGAAUGUGGGUUUGAUCCCUGGUUGAGGAACUAAGAAUCUGCAUGCUGUGUGCCGUGGUCAAAAAAUAAAAAGUAAAGAUAAAAUUUAACGACAACAUAAAAAGAAGAAUAAGGAAAUGGUCAGAAGGAACAUGAGUGGGUCACUGAUUCUACAAAUACCCUUUCCUUCGUCCCUCUGCUCCUUAUCUAUGUAUAAGCAGUUAGGACAUGAGCAGUACCUUCCAUGUGAUGUCUCUUCCAAAGACAACUCAGCCUUGGAGUUUUUUUGUACUCAUACACAAGUGUAUUCCUAAACAGCACAUAGUCCUGGAAAUCAGGUGGUGCUAGUGGGAAAGAAUCCACCUGCCAAUUCAGGUAGACAUUAAGAGUCGGGGGUUCACAUCCCUGGAUCAGGAAGAUCUCCUGGAGGAGGGCAUGGCAACCCACUCCAGUAUUCUUGCCUGGAGAAUCCCAUGGACAGAGGAGACUAGUGGGCUACAAUCCAUGGGGUCACAAAGAGUCAGACAUGACUGAGCACACGUGCACCUGGAAAUCAGAUUCCCAAAGUAAGAGUUAAGACUCUUUCGCAUCUUUUAUAGACACUGAAUUAACUGCAUUUACUUAAUUGCUAUCUUCCUAAAAAAGCUGACACAUACUUUUGAGAGCAAAUAUUAAAAGAUAUACUUCUAUUUGAUUAUUAUAAUAUAAAAAUAUAUAAAAUGAAAGUUGCUCAAUCAUGUCUGACUCUCUGCUUUUUACAAUUAUAAAUUACUAUAAAAUUAGAAUUUUAAAAGGUGGUGUGUGUAUUCAUGGAAUUAAAACAUAAAAAUAGCUCUUAUGUCAAUUUCCACUGAAUUCAUUAAGAAUGUGGAGAUAUGUACUUCAGAAAUUGUUUUUGCCCAAAAUAAUAACAUACUUGGAGAAUACAA
Capra hircus (goat) is the source of this 4263-nucleotide messenger RNA. RefSeq names its product histone-lysine N-methyltransferase SETMAR. NCBI's taxonomy places the organism in Eukaryota, Metazoa, Chordata, Mammalia, Artiodactyla, Bovidae. Gene Ontology annotation, cellular component: nucleus. Gene Ontology annotation, molecular function: histone H3K9 methyltransferase activity; zinc ion binding; protein binding. The transcript is spliced from 2 exons. The record is from RefSeq and is a predicted model, not a curated record. Bases 104 to 1024 code for a protein of 306 amino acids.